This is a messenger RNA of Postia placenta MAD-698-R-SB12, 714 nucleotides long. RefSeq lists its product as hypothetical. Bases 1 to 714 code for a protein of 237 amino acids. NCBI's taxonomy places the organism in Eukaryota, Fungi, Basidiomycota, Agaricomycetes, Polyporales, Adustoporiaceae. The transcript has 2 exons. The record is from RefSeq and is a predicted model, not a curated record.
AUGCCAGACUACGACCCCACACUUCCAGCCCCUGAAGAACCUGUUCUCUCGCCCGAGGUUGCUGUCCAAAGCGGCUAUACAGAAUCCAAAUGGAUAGCAGAGCGCCUCGUCCAAACGGCAGCCCAGUCGCUUUCCCUGAACGCUAGCGUGAUACGGGUCGGUUUGUUGACCGGUAGCGUGAAUGGCUCGUGGGAUACCAAUCAUUGGUUCCCUGCGUUGGUACAAUCUGCAGAGUAUCUUGGCUGUCUCCCUGAAGGACAGGAGAUCGUAUCGUGGAUACCUGUGGAUCUCGCCGCCGCUACCAUCGUUGAUAUGUGCGAUAUUGCAGCGGAUACGCUACACCUUGUCCACCCGCAGCCGGUCAGAUGGAACGCCAUCAUGGAGCCACUUGCGUCGAAACUCAAUGUCCCUCUGGUCCCGUACGUUGAAUGGCUUGCUCGCCUUGAGAGUCUGGCAGAAGAUGGAGAUGUGCAUGCCACGCAUGCGGGCAAAAACGACAAGGCAGCGCUACGUCUUCUAUAUGUCUACCGAAAGGCCUUGGCGACGCCGGAGCGACUGGAGGAAAGUAUGGGUUUGAUGCCACGGGUUGCCAUGGACAAAGCUGUACGUAUCUCGCGUAUUCUUCAGGAAGGGAGCACACAGCAGCUGGGACCGGAAGAUGUAGACAGGUGGCUCUCAUAUUGGCGUGUUACGGGAUUCAUGCGCAGCAGCUGA